This is a messenger RNA of Knipowitschia caucasica, 2163 nucleotides long. NCBI's taxonomy places the organism in Eukaryota, Metazoa, Chordata, Actinopteri, Gobiiformes, Gobiidae. The record is from the annotation of a GenBank genome assembly.
AUGGAGGGGCUGCAGCAGUCCUUGAUAGAUAAAGACAAAAUUAUUACGACAAAUCAAAGUCUGAUGUCAGACUUUGAGAUCGACAGGAAAGCUUUGCAGGAUCGUAUCACCUCUCUCACAGCAGAGAUGGUCCUCAAGGAUCAGUCCUCUGUGGGGGAAAUUACCGAAAUAACCAAAGACUACACCUUAAAGGUCAGUUCUCUUCAGGAGCAGAUGGAGGGGCUGCAGCAGUCCUUGAUAGAUAAAGACAAAAUUAUUACGACAAAUCAAAGUCUGAUGUCAGACUUUGAGAUCGACAGGAAAGCUUUGCAGGAUCGUAUCACCUCUCUCACAGAAGAGAUGGUCCUCAAAGAUCAGUCCUCUGUGGGGGAAAUUACCGAAAUAACCAAAGACUAUACCUUAAAGGUCAGUUCUCUUCAGGAGCAGAUGGAGGCGCUGCAGCAGUCCUUGAUAGAUAAAGACAAAAUUAUUACGACAAAUCAAAGUCUGAUGUCAGACUUUGAGAUUGACAGGAAAGCUUUGCAGGAUCGUAUCACCUCUCUCACAGCAGAGAUGGUCCUCAAGGAUCAGUCCUCUGUGGGGGAAAUUACCGAAAUAACCAAAGACCUCACCUUAAAGGUCAGUUCUCUUCAGGAGCAGAUGGAGGAGCUGCAGCAGUCCUUGAUAGAUAAAGACAAAAUUAUUACGACAAAUCAAAGUCUGAUGUCAGACUUUGAGAUCGACAGGAAAGCUUUGCAGGAUCGUAUCACCUCUCUCACAGCAGAGAUGGUCCUCAAGGAUCAGUCCUCUGUGGGGGAAAUUACCGAAAUAACCAAAGACUACACCUUAAAGGUCAGUUCUCUUCAGGAGCAGAUGGAGGGGCUGCAGCAGUCCUUGAUAGAUAAAGACAAAAUUAUUACGACAAAUCAAAGUCUGAUGUCAGACUUUGAGAUCGACAGGAAAGCUUUGCAGGAUCGUAUCACCUCUCUCACAGCAGAGAUGGUCCUCAAGGAUCAGUCCUCUGUGGCAGAAAUUACCGAAAUAACCAAAGACUACACCUUAAAGGUCAGUUCUCUUCAGGAGCAGAUGGAGGGGCUGCAGCAGUCCUUGAUAGAUAAAGACAAAAUUAUUACGACAAAUCAAAGUCUGAUGUCAGACUGUGAGAUUGACAGGAAAGCUUUGCAGGAUCGUAUCACCUCUCUCACAGAAGAGAUGGUCCUCAAGGAUCAGUCCUCUGUGGGGGAAAUUACCGAAAUAACCAAAGACUACACCUUAAAGGUCAGUUCUCUUCAGGAGCAGAUGGAGGGGCUGCAGCAGUCCUUGAUAGAUAAAGACAAAAUUAUUACGACAAAUCAAAGUCUGAUGUCAGACUUUGAGAUCGACAGGAAAGCUUUGCAGGAUCGUAUCACCUCUCUCACAGCAGAGAUGGUCCUCAAGGAUCAGUCCUCUGUGGGGGAAAUUACCGAAAUAACCAAAGACUACACCUUAAAGGUCAGUUCUCUUCAGGAGCAGAUGGAGGGGCUGCAGCAGUCCUUGAUAGAUAAAGACAAAAUUAUUACGACAAAUCAAAGUCUGAUGUCAGACUUUGAGAUUGACAGGAAAGCUUUGCAGGAUCGUAUCACCUCUCUCACAGAAGAGAUGGUCCUCAAGGAUCAGUCCUCUGUGGGGGAAAUUACCGAAAUAACCAAAGACUACACCUUAAAGGUCAGUUCUCUUCAGGAGCAGAUGGAGGGGCUGCAGCAGUCCUUGAUCGAUAAAGACAAAAUUAUUACGACAAAUCAAAGUCUGAUGUCAGACUUUGAGAUCGACAGGAUAACUUUGCAGGAUAGUAUCACCUCUCUCACAGCAGAGAUGGUCCUCAAGGAUCAGUCCUCUAUGGGGGAAAUUACCGAAAUAACCAAAGACUACACCUUAAAGGUCAGUUCUCUUCAGGAGCAGAUGGAGGGGCUGCAGCAGUCCUUGAUAGAUAAAGACAAAAUUAUUAGGACAAAUCAAAGUCUGAUGUCAGACUUUGAGAUUGACAGGAAAGCUUUGCAGGAUCGUAUCACCUCUCUCACAGCAGAGAUGGUCCUCAAGGAUCAGUCCUCUGUGGCAGAAAUUACCGAAAUAACCAAAGACCUACACCUUAAAGGUCAGUUCUCUUCAGGAGCAUAUGGAGGGGCUGCAGCAGUCCUUGAUAGAUAA